Messenger RNA from Suncus etruscus (white-toothed pygmy shrew), 880 nucleotides. RefSeq names its product WASH complex subunit 3 (gene WASHC3). NCBI's taxonomy places the organism in Eukaryota, Metazoa, Chordata, Mammalia, Eulipotyphla, Soricidae. The transcript is spliced from 7 exons. The record is from RefSeq and is a predicted model, not a curated record. Gene Ontology annotation, cellular component: WASH complex. The coding region runs from base 105 to 701 and encodes 198 amino acids. Gene Ontology annotation, biological process: exocytosis; actin filament polymerization.
GGGACGCGGUGGACUUGGAGCAGCUUUUCUACAGUGUCACGGGGCUGGGCGGGUUUUCCGGGGAGGGCUUGGGAGUGGGGUCUGGGCCCCGCGCCUGCGAGUACAUGGAUGAGGACGGGCUUCCGCUCAUGGGAUCAGGCAUAGACCUGACCAAGGUGCCUGCUAUUCAGCAGAAAAGAACGGUGGCGUUUCUAAACCAAUUUGUGGUGCACACUGUACAGUUCCUCAACCGCUUUUCGACAGUUUGUGAGGAGAAACUGGCAGAUCUUUCUCUUCGAAUCCAACAAAUAGAAACAACCCUGAAUAUUUUAGAUGCAAAGUUGGCAUCUAUUCCUGGCCUUGAACUAGUUGUUACUGGGAAUGACACAAGUGGUACAAAAGUUGCACAGUUUGAAGCCACUUCAGAGGAGUCACAGUUUUACACGCAAUACUCUCUACAGCAGAACAGUUUACAAGACUCUGGACCACAGGAAAGUGAAGUAACAACAGAAAAUAUCCUAACUGUAGCCAAGGAUCCAAGAUACGCCAGAUAUCUCAAAAUGGUUCAAGUGGGUGUUCCAGUGAUGGCAAUAAGAAACAAAAUGAUGUUGGAAGGACUAGAUCCAGAUCUUCUUGAGACACCAGAUGCUCCGGUGCCUAAUGAAGAAGGUGAAAAAAGCAUAGAAUACAGUUCAGAGAGUGAAUCUUCCUUUAGUGACUAAGUUUUGCUAAGAAGGACACAUGGAAUAUUUUUUUAGAUAUAUAGAUACAUAUAGACAGACAGACAGAUUCACUAAGAAAGCAAGCCUGAAAACCUGAGUUGGAACUUUCAGAAUCACCAAGUGACCACUUUACUUCCACCAAAAAUUCUCUAUUAGAAAAUAAAAUAUUUAUAACCUCA